AUGGCAGCGCUAAAAUCCCACAAUCUCGAACCCCAGUUCACAAUCAUCGACCCCACAUCAAUAAUCCUCUCCCAAUUCCAGUCCGAUCACAACCUCUUACACCUCAAAACAGAGUCCAUUUUCCUGGAGAGAGGGCCUAAUUACAAAGCAUACGCUGAUCUCCGUGAAUCAAAGCUCCGAUCAAAGAACAAAUUCCCCCCACUGGAUCAAGAACCUCCACUUACUCCACCAAGAAAACAAGUCAAGUUCCAGGGGAGCUUGAUUCCAGGCCCUCCCAGGCGAAAAGUCUCCUCUGUUUUAGCUCAAUCAGUGCCUGAUUUUGCAGCUGUAGUGAGGAAGGAGAAUCGGAAGCCAAUGAUGCCUAUGACACCGGUGAUCGAAAAGGCAAGGACCCCGCCAGCAGGCUCGAAAAGUGGGAGAAUGUAUGGAGUUGGAUCAAAAUCUUGUGGGAGCAAGUCGGUUAAUUCGGGUGAAAAAAGAAAUGGUGGAGGCCUAAUGGGGAGGAAAAGUUAUGCAAGUAUGGAAGAAUUGAAGGGGUUGUCGUAUGCAGCUGCGAAUGCGAUUAAUAAUGGUGGCGAAAUCAGAGGAGGGAGGAGGACUAUUUUGGGCUAUAAACAUUGA
Daucus carota subsp. sativus is the source of this 621-nucleotide messenger RNA. RefSeq lists its product as uncharacterized. The transcript has a single exon. The record is from RefSeq and is a predicted model, not a curated record. The coding region runs from base 1 to 621 and encodes 206 amino acids. NCBI's taxonomy places the organism in Eukaryota, Viridiplantae, Streptophyta, Magnoliopsida, Apiales, Apiaceae.